Echinostoma caproni is the source of this 327-nucleotide messenger RNA. The record is from the annotation of a GenBank genome assembly. Lineage: Eukaryota; Metazoa; Platyhelminthes; Trematoda; Plagiorchiida; Echinostomatidae.
AUGACGAUCAUUGUUUUCCUAUCCUACUUUUCGGUUCAGUCGGAUCCUCCUCGUCGUCAAAGUAGUCCUGCGUAUUCUGUCCCUUUUCCUCGACUGGUGUCCGGCGAGGCUCGUACGAGUGGAUUAGUCAAUUCAUUCAACAAGAUGAAUUUGCGCGCACGCGGUCCGUCUGGUAAUGGCAACGUUCCGGAAACCCAUAGCCGUUCCCUACUGGGAACAGCACAUCCAAUGUCUGCGUUGGAACCCAUUCCUCAAGGCCAAGAAUUGUCCGUGCAUACACACCUGACCGCUACUCAUAGCGCCACUCUGUCCCCAGGUAUGAUUUGA